GUUUGAAACCAGAGCCGCUGAUUGGCUGUGGUUCGUCACGUGGUUAUUGUGAAGAUGGCGUCUCCGAAUGGAGGAGAUGAUUUCGAAUCAUCUUUGCUGAGUUUUGAGAACUUGGACAGAGCAUCGCCAGACUUGUGGCCAGAGCAGUUGCCUGGAGUCGCAGAAUUUGCAGCAUCUUAUAAAAAUCCAAUCACAAACUCGCCCCCAAAGUGGAUGGCAGAACUGGAGAGUGAGGACAUUGAAAUGUUGAAAGAGCUGGGCAGUCUGACCACAGCCAACCUGAUGGAGAAGGUCAAAGGACUUCAGAAUCUUGCUUAUCAGCUGGGUUUGGAGGAGUCCAGGGAAAUGACCAGAGGAAAGUUUCUGAACAUAUUGGAAAGGCCCAAGAAGUGACCAUGCAUUUUCUUCAAGCAACAAGACUGACAUUUAAGAUUGCAAGGCAAUCGGUGCAUUAACAUCUUCAGACAAAUCUUUGACUGUAUUAAUUUUAACUAGUAAACCCUUACACCUUCUGUCCUCUAGAUGUCUUUGCUUUUUUUUCUCUUUUUACUAAACUUUGCUCUGUCUUACAACAUUUUUCAAUUAAUUACUCAUUAUUUAUUCUUUUCUUUCAGACCUGAAUUGCCUUUUUGUAAUUAUUCAACUUGUAAAAUAAAGUUUUAAAAUGAGAA
Molecule: messenger RNA, 671 nt
Organism: Cyprinodon tularosa
Lineage: Eukaryota; Metazoa; Chordata; Actinopteri; Cyprinodontiformes; Cyprinodontidae
Gene: lin52
Product: lin-52 DREAM MuvB core complex component
Exons: 6
Coding region: 55-393 (112 amino acids)
Biological process (GO): regulation of DNA-templated transcription
Cellular component (GO): DRM complex
Source: RefSeq, a predicted model, not a curated record